CUAAAAAGAAUGUCAAGUUUUCGCAAAAGAAAUGUACAGAAACAAAUACCCUUCACAAGGACCAGUCCCCAAACCGGCCAGGUAAUAACAUCAAGUGGUAAUCCAUCGUUGGAUGUAAUCCUAGGUGGUGGUUUACCCAUUGGUUCAAUAUGCUUAAUCGAAGAGGACAAAUUUGUCACCUAUUCCAAAGUGCUGGCCAAAUACUUUAUGGCCGAAGGCAUUUUGUCCAAGCAAACCGUAUUCCUUGGCAGCUUAGAUGACAAUCCCAAGGAUGUAAUUGUAAAAUUACCCAAACCCUUGGAUGAGGGUGAAUUGAAAAUUGAAACUCAAAUGGAGGCUGAAGAAAAUCCCGACACAGCCAAGAAUGGCCUUCGCAUUGCAUGGCGUUACAACGAUCUGCCAAUGGUCAAUUCAGAAAAGACACAAACUCAAAUUGGUCACCACUUCAAUUUAAUGGAACACAUGGAUAUGAACAUGCUGAAACAUGCCGACACCGUAACAUGGUCUGAUGAUCCUUUGGAUAAUGAAAUUGUUGUCAAUCAAGAUGAUUAUGACGACGAUGAGGAAGAAGUUGCCAAUCUCUAUGACAAUGAUAGUGAUGCCACAUAUGUUAUGGAUUCAAGCAAAGAAAUGGAACAAGAAAAUGCCAAUAAUGCUUCCAAUUCACUGAAUCCUUCAAAUACAUCAGCAUCAACAAAUCCGGCGGGGGAUGAUAAAAAUGCAACUGGUUCAACGGAGACAUCAUCAUCGUUGCCUACACCUCCACCACCAAUUUGUAAAGCACCAACAAAAACACAAUUGUUUGAAAAUUCCAAAUAUUUACGUUUACUCAAAGAGAUUCAACAGCUGUUGCGCGAUGACAAAUUCCAUUCCGGUGGUUUCCUUAUAAAGAAAAGUCUAUGUCGCGUGUGCAUCACAUCUUUGGGUUCUCCCAUGUGGUAUGAUGAUAAGUACGGAGAUGAUUUGUUGAAAUUUUUAACGAUUUUGAGAGCGGCAGUACGUUCAUCGGUAUCGGUUUGUUUUAUAACAAUGCCAAUGCAUUUGGUUGCAAAAUAUGAUGAAUCCUUGGUUUCAAAAAUACGUAAUUUGGUUGAUUUCGCCAUUGAAUUGGAAUCGUUUGCCGGUUCGGACAAGGAAACAAAUCCCGCCUUUAAGGAAUACCAUGGACUGAUUCAUUUACGUAGAAUAACCGCCAUUAACACAUUAAGUGCCUAUAUGCCUGAGACAACUGAUUUGGCGUUUAAAUUGAGACGCAAAAAGUUUGUCAUUGAAAAAUUGCAUUUGCCUCCUGAAUUACAAGAAGACAACAAAGAUGCGGAUACAAAAUCACCCACAUUAAGCUGUGGCAGUAACAUCAGUCCAAAUGUUAAAAAUUCAUUGGAUUUUUAAACAAGAGUGCAUUAACAAUAUAAUAACAACAACAAGAACAAAAGUACAAGCAACACGUUAACCAAUACAACGGCCUAAAAGAAAAAA
Messenger RNA from Musca vetustissima, 1476 nucleotides. It is a transcript of the gene Elp4, whose product is annotated as elongator complex protein 4. Gene Ontology annotation, cellular component: transcription elongation factor complex; elongator holoenzyme complex; cytoplasm. Bases 10 to 1389 code for a protein of 459 amino acids. NCBI's taxonomy places the organism in Eukaryota, Metazoa, Arthropoda, Insecta, Diptera, Muscidae. The record is from RefSeq and is a predicted model, not a curated record. Gene Ontology annotation, biological process: tRNA wobble uridine modification. The transcript is spliced from 4 exons.